Messenger RNA from Cebus imitator (Panamanian white-faced capuchin), 11688 nucleotides. RefSeq names its product golgin B1 (gene GOLGB1). The record is from RefSeq and is a predicted model, not a curated record. Gene Ontology annotation, cellular component: Golgi apparatus; cis-Golgi network; endoplasmic reticulum-Golgi intermediate compartment. The coding region runs from base 606 to 10421 and encodes 3271 amino acids. The transcript has 22 exons. Lineage: Eukaryota; Metazoa; Chordata; Mammalia; Primates; Cebidae.
CCCCAACUCCUCCCCUCUGCGAGUCCAACAAUGGUCACCCCCGCCAGAGGGGCCGCGGGAGCUGCCCUAGCAGCUACACUGGAGUACCCUCCUCGCCCCGCCUCUCCGGGAUUCAGUCCUGGAUCCGGCCCUUCACCCGCCUCCUUCACCUACCAGGCCUCGUUGUAGUAGCCCGCAAACCUCUUGGCACCUCCGGAGGGCCUUCGGGGUCGCCCUGCGCAGACUCGGACCACUUGCUCACGGUCUGUCCCCUCCCCGUCACCUUUCUUCUCUGGGAGCGACCGGGAAAAGCGCCCAGAUCAGUCCUGUCCGCAAGGCCUUGUUCCCGGCCUUCCUUAAUCGGCCUCGGUGCGCAGCCGCUGACGUCAGAAAGAACCUGCGGGACCCCUUGCUCAGGCCCUAAACAAACUUAGUGUCGCGAAAGGGAGGCGGGACGCAAAGAAAUCAAAGGUCUUGAGGGCGGAGAUCACAGAAUCAUUGGCGAUAUUAAUACAAACGGAGGCCUGUUCAAUGAUCCUGCUAAUGCUAACGGGUAACUGGAAAGAUGAGAAGAGAGAAAAAAUCCCAACGAUCCCAUCAACACAAGAAUUCCAGGAAUCAGAGAAAUGCUGAGCCGAUUAUCAGGAUUAGCAAAUGUUGUUUUGCAUGAAUUAUCAGGAGAUGACACUGAUCAGAAUAUGAGGGCUCCCUUAGACCCUGAAUUACACCAAGAAUCUGACAUGGAAUUUAAUAAUACUACACAAGAAGAUGUUCAGGAGCGCCUGGCUUAUGCAGAGCAAUUGGUGGUGGAGCUAAAAGAUAUUAUUAAACAGAAGGAUGUUCAACUGCAGCAGAAAGAUGAAGCUCUACAGGAAGAAAGAAAAGCUGCUGAUAACAAAAUUAAAAAGCUAAAACUUCAUGCCAAAGCCAAAUUAACUUCUUUGAAUAAACACAUAGAAGAAAUGAAGGCACAAGGAGGGACUGUUCUGCCUACAGAACCUCAGUCAGAGGAGCAACUUUCCAAGCAUGACAAGAGUUCUACAGAGGAAGAGAUGGAAGUAGAAAAGAUAAAACACAAACUCAAGGAGAAGGAAGAACUAAUUAGCACUUUGCAAGCACAGCUUAAUCAGGCACAGGCAGAACUAGCUGCACAGUUUGAUAAGAGUUCUGCAGAGAUGGAAGAAUUUGUAAUGAUGAAGCAACAGCUCCAGGAGAAGGAAGAGCUUAUUAGCACUUUACAAGCCGAGCUCAGCCAGACACAGGCAGAGCAAGCUGCACAGUUGAGUUCCAUGCAGCAGGUGGUCCGAGAGAAAGAUGCCCGCUUUGAAACACAAGUUCGUCUUCAUGAAGAUGAGCUUCUUCAGUUAGUAACCCAGGCAGAUGUGGAAACAGAGAUGCAACAGAAAUUGAGGGUGCUGCAGAGGAAGCUUGAGGAACAUGAAGAAUCCUUGGUGGGCCGUGCUCAGGUCGUUGACUUGCUGCAACAGGAGCUGACUGCUGCUGAGCAGAGAAACCGGGUUCUCUCUCAGCAAUUACAGCAGAUGGAAGCUGAACAUAAUACUUUAAGGAACACCGUGGAAACAGAAAGACAGGAGUCUAAGAUUCUACUGGAAAAGAUGGAACUUGAAGUGGCAGAGAGAAAAUUAUCCUUCCACAAUCUGCAGGAAGAAAUGCGUCAUCUUUUAGAACAGUUUGAGCAAGCAGGCCAAGCCCAGGCUGAACUAGAGUCUCGGUAUAGUGCUUUGGAGCAGAAGCACAAAGCAGAAAUGGAAGAGAAGACCUCUCAUAUUUUGAGUCUUCAAAAGACUGGACAAGAGCUGCAAUCUGCCUGUGAUGCUCUAAAGGAUCAAAAUGCAAAGCUUCUCCAAGAUAAGAACGAACAGGCAGUUCAGUCAUCCCAGACCAUUCAGCAGCUAGAAGAUCAACUCCAGCAAAAAUCCAAAGAAAUAAGCCAGUUUCUAAAUAAACCACCCUUGCAGCAACAUGAAACAGCAUCUCAGACUUCUUUCCCAGAUGUUUGUAAUGAGGGCACACAGGCAGUCACUGAGGAGAAUAUUGCUUCUUUGCAGAAGAGAGUGGUAGAACUAGAGAAUGAAAAGGGAGCCUUGCUCCUUAGUUCUAUAGAGCUGGAGGAGCUGAAAGCUGAGAAUGAAAAACUCUCUUCUCAGAUUACUCUCCUGGAGGCUCAGAAUAGAACUGGGGAGAUAGAUAGAGAAAUCAGUGAGAUCAGCAAUGUUGAUAUUAUCAACAAGAAGAGCUCUUCUACCGAGGAAAGUGGACAAGACGUUCUAGAGAACACAUUUUCUCAGAAACAUAAAGAAUUAUCAGUUUUAUUGUUGGAAAUGAAAGAAGCUCAAGAGGAAAUUGCAUUUCUUAAAUUACAGCUCCAGGGAAAAAGGGCUGAGGAAGGGGAUUAUGAGGUCCUUGACCAGAAAGAAAUGAAACAGAUGGAGGGUGAGGGAAUGGCUCCAAUUAAAAUGAAAGUAUUUCCUGAAGAUACAGGGCAAGAUUUUCCCUUAAUGCCAAAUGAAGAGAGCAGUCUUUCAGCAGUUGAAAAAGAACAGGAGAGCACUGACCAUCAAAAUAGAACAUCUGAGGAAAUAUCUUUAAAUUAUGCUGGAGUAGAAUUGCAAUCAGCAAAGCAGGAUGGUGAUAAAUCCCUUUCUGCUGUAUCAGAUACUGGUCAGUGUCAUCAGAAUGAGUUGGAAAGGUUAAAAAGUCAAAUUUUGGAGCUUGAGCUAAACUUUCAUAAAGCACAAGAAAUCUAUGAGAAUAAUUUAGAUGAGAAAGCUAAGGAAAUUAGCAACCUAACGCAGUUAAUUGAGGAAUUUAAGAAAAAUGCUGACACCACCAGCAGUGCAUUCACUGCUUUGUCUGAAGAAAGAGACCGGCUUCUUUCUCAGGUUAAGGAACUUAGCAUAGUAACAGAAUUGAGGGCUCAGGUAAAGCAAUUGGAAAUGAACCUUGCAGAAGCAGAAAGGCAAAGAAGACUUGACUAUGAAAGCCAAACUACUCAUCACAACCUGCUCACUGAACAGAUCCACAGUCUCAGCAUAGAAGCCAAAUCUAAAGAUGUGAAAAUUGAAGUUUUACAGAAUGAACUGGAUGAUGUGCAGCUUCAAUUUUCUGAGCAGAGUACACUGAUAAGAAGCCUGCAAAGCCAGCUGCAAAAGAAGGAAAGUGAAGUGCUUGAGGGGGCAGAACGUGUCAGGGAUAUCUCAAAUAAGGUGGAAGAACUGUCCUUGGCCCUUUCACAGAAGGAACUUGAAAUAGCAAAAAUGGAUCAACUCUUACAAGAGAAAAAGAGAGAUGUGGAAACCCUCCAACAAACCAUCGAGGAGAAGGAUCAACAAGUGACAGAAAUCAGCUUUAGUAUGACUGAGAAAAUGGUUCAGCUUAAUGAAGAGAAGUUUUCUCUUGGGGUUGAAAUUAAGACUCUUAAAGAACAGCUAAAUUUAUUAUCCAGAGCUGAAGAAGCAAAAAAAGAGCAGGUGGAAGAAGAUAAUGAAGUUGCUUCUGGCCUUAAACAAAAUUAUGAUGAGAUGAGUCCAGCAGGACUAACAAGUAAGGAAGAACUUCAGCGUGAAUUAGACCUUCUGAAGAAAGAAAGUGAGCAGAGAAAGAGAAAGCUCCAGGCAGCUCUUAUUAACAGAAAGGAGCUUCUGCAAAGAGUCAGUAUAUUGGAAGAGGAAUUAGCCAACUUGAAAGAUGAAUCUAAGAAAGAGACCCCACUCAGUGAGAGUGAGAGGGGAGAAAUGGAAGAAGAUAAAGAAAACAAAGAAUACUCAGAAAAAUCUGUGACUUCUAAGUGCCAAGAAAUAGAAAUUUCUUUAAAACAGACAAUAUCUGAGAAAGAAGUGGAACUAGAUCAUAUAAGGAAGAAUUUGGAAGAAAAGAUGGCAGCUGAAGAGCAAUUACAGGCUUUGGUCAAACAGAUGAAUCAGACCUUGCAAGAUAAAACAAACCAAAUAGAUUUGCUCCAAGCGAAAAUCAGUGAAAAGCAAGCAAUUAUCCAGAAGUUAACCACAAGUAACAAGGAUGCAGGUGAUGGGGACUCUGUAGCACUUGUAAAGGAAACAGUGGUGGUAAGUCCACCUGGUACAGAUAGUGGUGAACCCUGGAAACCAGAACUGAAAGAAAAGAUACUGGCCCUUGAAAAAGAAAAGGAGCAACUUCAAAAGAAGCUACAAGAAGCCUUAACCUCCCGCAAGGCAAUUCUUAAAAAGGCACAGGAGAAAGAAAGACAUCUUAGGGAGGAGCUAAAGCAACAGAAAGAUGACUAUAAUCACUUGCAAGAACAGUUUGAUGAGCAAAGCAAGGAAAAUGAGAAUAUUGGAGACCAGCUAAGGCAACUUCAGAUUCAAGUAAGGGAAUCCAUAGAAGGAAAACUCCCAGGCACUGACCAGCAGGAAUCGUGCUCUCCCACUCUGGGUUUAGAAGAACCUUUAUUCAAAACCGCAGAGCAGCAUCACACUCAGCCUGUUUUAGAGUCCAACUUGUGCCCAGACUGGCCUGCUCAUUCUGAAGAUGCAAGUGCUCUGCAGGGCGGAACUUCUGUUACCCAGAUGAAGGCCCAGCUGAAGGAAAUAGAAGCUGAGAAAGAAGAGUUGGAAUUGAAAGUUAAUUCUACAACAAGUGAGCUUACUAAAAAAUCAGAAGAGGUAUUUCAGUUACAAAAGCAGAUAAAUAAACAGGGUUUAGAAAUUGAGAGUCUAAAGACAGCAUCCCAUGAAGCUGAAGUCCGUGCAGAAAGCCUGCAGCAGAAAUUGGAAAGCAGCCAGCUACAAAUUGCUGGCCUAGAACAUCUAAGAGAAUUGCAACCUGAACUAGAUGAACUGCGAAAACUCAUAAACAAAAAGGAAGAAGACGUUAGCUGCCUUUCUGGACAACUUAGUGAGAAAGAAGCAGCUCUCACUAAAGUACGGACAGAGAUAAUAGAGCAAGAAGAUUUAAUUAAGGCUCUGCAUACACAGCUAGAAAUGCAAGCCAAAGGGCAUGAUGACAGGAUAAAGCAGCUACAGGUGGAACUUUGUGAAAUGAAGCAAAAACCAGAAGAGACUCAAGAAGAAAGUAAAGCAAAGCAACAAAUACAGAGGAAACUGCAAGCUGCCCUUAUUUCCCGAAAAGAAGCACUAAAGGAAAACAAAAGUCUCCAAGAGGAAUUGUCUUUAGCCAGAGGUACCAUUGAACGUCUCACCAAGUCUCUGGCAGAUAUGGAAAGCCAAAUUUCUGCUCAAAAUAAAGAAAAAGAUACAUUCCUAGGAAGGUUAGCUCUUCUUCAGGAAGAAAGAGACAAACUUAUUACAGAAAUGGACAGGUCUUUAUUGGAAAAUCAGAGUCUCAGUGGCUCUUGCGAAAGUCUAAAACUAGCUCUAGAGGGUCUUACUGAAGACAAGGAAAAAUUAGUGAAGGAAAUUGAAUCUUUGAAAUCUUCUAAGAUUGCAGAAAGUACUGAGUGGCAAGAGAAACACCAGGAGCUACAAAAAGAGUAUGAAAUUCUUCUGCAGUCCUAUGAGAAUGUUAGUAAUGAAGCAGAAAGGAUUCAGCAUGUGGUGGAAGCUGUGAGGCAAGAGAAGCAAGAACUGUAUGGCAAGUUAAGAAGCACAGAGGCAAGCAAGAAGGAGACAGAAAAACAGUUGCAGGAAGCUGAGCAAGAAAUGGAAGAAAUGAAAGAAAAGAUGAGAAAGUUUGCUAAAUCUAAACAGCAGAAAAUCCUAGAGCUGGAAGAAGAGAAUGACCGGCUUAGAGCAGAGGUGCACCCUGCAGGAGAUACAGCUAAAGAGUGUAUGGAAACACUUGUUUCUUCCAAUUCCAGCAUGAAAGAAGAACUUGAAAGGGUCAAAAUGGAGUAUGAAACCCUUUCUAAGAAGUUUCAGUCUUUAAUGUCUGAGAAAGAGUCUCUAAGUGAAGAGGUUCAAGAUUUAAAGCAUCAGAUAGAAGGUAAUGUAUCUAAACAAGCUAACCUAGAGGCCACUGAGAAACAUGAUAACCAAAUGAAUGCCACUGAAGAGGCAACACAGUUUAUACCAGGUGAGACCAAAGAGCAAGACUCUCUGAGUGUGAGUACAAGGCCUGCAUGUUCAGAAUCGGUUCCAUCAGAGAACAGUGCCAACCCUGAUAUAAGUGAGAAUCUCAGUUCACAUGAUGAAAUUAAUAACUACCUACAGCAGAUUGAUCAGCUCAAAGAAAGAAUUGCUGGAUUAGAGGAGGAGAAGCAGAAAAACAAGGAAUUUAGCCAGACUUUAGAAAAUGAGAGAAAUGCCUUAGUCAGUCAGAUAUCAACAAAGGAUGGUGAAGUAAAAAUGCUUCAGGAAGAAGUAACCAAAAUGAACCUGCUAAAUCAGCAAAUCCAAGAAGAACUCUCCAGAGUUACCAAGCUAAAGGAGACAGCAGAAGAAGAGAAAGAUGAUUUGGAAGAGAGGCUUAUGAAUCAAUUAGCAGAACUUAAUGGAAGCAUUGGGAAUUAUUGUCAGGAUGUUACAGAUGCCCAAAUAAAAAAUGAAUUACUAGAAUCUGAAAUGAAGAACCUUAAAAGGUGUGUGAGUGAAUUGGAAGAAGAAAAGCAGCAGUUAGUCAAGGAAAAAACUAAGGUGGAAUCAGAAAUACGAAAGGAGUAUUUGGAGAAAAUACAAGGUGCUCAGAAAGAACCUGGUAAUAAAAGUCAUGCAAAGGAACUUCAGGAACUGUUAAAAGAAAAACAACAAGAAGUAAAGCAGCUACAGAAGGACUGCAUCAGGUAUCAAGAGAAAAUUAGUGCUUUGGAGAGGACUGUUAAAGCCCUAGAAUUUGUUCAGUCUGAAUCCCAAAAAGAUUUGGAAAUAACCAAAGAAAAUCUGGCUCAAGCAGUUGAAUACCGCAAAAAGGCAGAAGCAGAAUUAGCUAGCUUCAAAGUUCUGCUAGAUGACACUCAAAGUGAAGCAGCAAGGGUUCUAGCAGACAAUCUCAAGUUGAAAAAGGAACUUCAGUCAAAUAAAGAAUCAGUUAAAAGCCAAAUGAAACAAAAGGAUGAAGAUCUUGAGCGAAGACUGGAACAGGCAGAAGAGAAGCACCUGAAAGAGAAGAAGAAUAUGCAAGAGAAACUGGAUGCUUUGCGCAGAGAAAAAGUCCACUUGGAAGAGACAAUUGGAGAGAUUCAGGUUACUUUGAACAAGAAAGACAAAGAAGUUCAGCAACUUCAGGAAAACUUGGACAGUACUGUGGCCCAGCUUGCAGCCUUUACUAAGAGCAUGUCUUCCCUUCAGGAUGAUCGUGACAGAGUGAUAGAUGAAGCUAAGAAAUGGGAGAGGAAGUUCAGUGAUGCGAUUCAAACCAAAGAAGAAGAAAUUAGACUCAAAGAAGAGAACUGCAGUGUUCUAAAGGAUCAACUUAGACAGAUGUCCAUCCAUAUGGAGGAAUUAAAGAUUAACAUUUCCAGGCUUGAACAUGACAGGCAGAUUUGGGAGUCCAAGGCCCAGACAGAGGUCCAGCUUCAACAGAAAGUCUGUGAUACUCUACAGGGGGAAAACAAGGAACUUUUGUCUCAGCUAGAAGAGACACGCCACCUAUACCACAAUUCUCAGAAUGAAUUAGCUAAGUUGGAAUCAGAAUUUAAGAUUCUCAAAGACCAGUUGACUGAUUUAAGUAACUCUUUGGAACAAUGUAAGGAACAGAAAGAAAACUUGGAAGGGAUCAUAAGGCAGCAAGAGGCUGAUAUCCAAAAUUCUAAGUUCAGUUAUGAACAACUGGAGACUGACCUUCAGACCUCCAGAGAACUGACCAGUAAGCUGCAUGAAGAAAUAAAUAUGAAAGAGCAAAAGAUUAUAAGUCUGCUUUCUGGCAAGGAAGAGGCAAUCCAAGUAGCUAUUGCUGAACUGCAACAGCAACAUGAUAAAGAAAUUAAAGAGAUGGAAAACCUGCUGUCCCAGGAGGAAGAGGAGAAUAUUGUUUUAGAAGAGGAGAACAAAAAGGCUGUUGACAAAACCAAUCAGCUUAUGGAAACACUGAAAAACAUCAAAAAGGAAAACAUUCAGCAAAAGGCACAGUUGGAUUCCUUCGUUAAAUCCAUGUCUUCUCUCCAAAAUGAUCGAGACCGCAUAGUGGGUGACUAUCAACAGCUGGAAGAGCGACAUCUCUCUGUAAUCUUGGAAAAAGACCAACUCAUCCAAGAGGCUGCUGCUGAGAAUAACAAGCUUAAGGAAGAAAUACGAGGCUUGAGAAGUCAUAUGGAUGAUCUCAAUUCUGAGAAUGCCAAGCUAGAUGCAGAACUGAUCCAAUAUAGAGAAGACCUGAACCAAGUGAUAUCAAUAAAGGACAGUCAGCAAAAGCAGCUUCUUGAAGCUCAACUUCAACAAAAUAAGGAGCUGCAAAAUAAAUAUGCUAAAUUAGAAGAAAAGCUGAAGGAGUCUGAGGAAGCAAAAGAGGAUCUGCAGAGGUCUUCUAAUGCCCUACAAGAGGAGAAACAAGAUUUAUCUAAAGAGAUUGAAAGUUUGAAAGUAUCUAUAUCCCAGCUAAAGAGACAAGUAACAGCCUUGCAAGAAGAAGGUACUGUAGGAAUCUAUCAUGCCCAGUUAAAAGUAAAGGAAGAAGAGUUACAGAAGUUAAGCACUGUGCUUUCCUCCUCUCAAAAGAGAAUUACAGAACUGGAAGAGGAAUUGGUUUGUGUCCAUAAGGAAGCUGCCAAGAAGGUAGGUGAAAUUGAAGAUAAACUGAAGAAAGAAUUAAAGCAUCUUCAUCAUGAUGCAGGGAUAAUGAGAAAUGAAACUGAAACAGCAGAAGAGAGAGUGGCAGAGCUAGCAAGAGAUCUGGUGGAGAUGGAACAGAAAUUACUCAUGGUCACCAAAGAAAAUAAAGAUCUCACAGCACAAAUUCAGUCUUUUGGAAGGUCUAUGAGUUCCUUGCAAAAUAGUAGAGAUCAUGCCAAUGAGGAACUUGAUGAACUGAAAAGGAAAUAUGAUGCCAGUCUGAAGGAAUUGGCACAGUUGAGAGAACAACAGGACCUCUUAAACAGAGAGAGAGAUGCUCUUCUUUCUAAAGCCACCUUUUCAAUGAACUCCACUGAGGAGAACAGCUUGCCUCACCUUGAGAAACUUAAUCAACAGCUCCUAUCCAAAGAUGAGCAGCUGUUUCACUUGUCCUCACAACUAGAAGAUUCUUAUAACCAAGUGCAGUCCUUUUCCAAGGCUAUGGCCAGUCUACAGAAUGAGAGAGAUCACCUGUGGAAUGAGCUGGAGAAAUUUCGAAAGUCAGAGGAAGGGAAGCAGAGGACUGCAGCUCAGCCUACCACCAGCCCAGCUGAAGUACAGAGUUUAAAAAAAGCUAUGUCUUCACUCCAAAAUGACAGAGACAGACUACUGAAGGAAUUGAAGAAUCUGCAGCAGCAAUACUUACAGAUUAAUCAAGAGAUCACUGAGUUACAUCCACUGAAGGCUCAACUUCAGGAGUAUCAAGAUAAGACAAAAACAUUUCAGAUUAUGCAAGAAGAGCUCAGGCAGGAAAACCUCUCCUGGCAGCAUGAGCUGCAUCAGCUCAGGAUGGAGAAGAGUUCCUGGGAAAUACAUGAAAGAAGAAUGAAGGAGCAGUACCUUAUGGCUAUCUCAGAUAAAGAUCAGCAGCUCAGUCAUCUGCAGAGUCUUAUAAGGGAAUUGAGGUCUUCUUCCUCUCAGACUCAGCCCCUCAAAGUGCAAUACCAAAGACAGGCAUCCCCAGAGACAUCAGCUUCCUCAGAUGGGUCGCAAAAUCUGGUUUAUGAGACAGAACUUCUCAGGACUCAGCUCAAUGACAGCUUAAAGGAAAUUCACCAAAAGGAAUUAAGAAUUCAGCAACUGAAUAGCAAGUUCUCUCAGCUACUAGAAGAGAAAAACACCCUUUCCAUUCAGCUCUGCGAUACCAGUCAGAGUCUUCGUGAGAACCAGCAGCAGUAUGGUGACCUUUUUAAUCACUGUGCAGUCUUGGAGAAGCAGGUUCAAGAGCUGCAGGCAGUGAGUAAGGAGGGGCCACUAAAUAUAGAUGUUGCUCCAGGAGCUCCCCAGGAAAAGAAUGGAGUUCACAGAAAGAGUGACCCUGAGGAACUAAGAGAGCCACAGCAAAGCUUUUCUGAAGCUCAGCAGCAGCUGUGCAACACCAGACAGGAAGUGAAUGAAUUAAGGAAGCUGCUGGAAGAAGAACGAGACCAAAGAGUGGCUGCUGAGAAUGCCCUCUCUGUGGCUGAGGAGCAGAUCAGACGGUUAGAACACAGUGAAUGGGACUCUGCCCGGACUCCUAUCAUUGGCUCCUGUGGCACUCAGGAGCAGGCACUGUUAAUAGAUCUUACAAGCAACAGUUGUCGAAGGACCCGAAGUGGUGUUGGAUGGAAGCGAGUCCUGCGUUCACUCUGUCAUUCCCGGACCCGAGUGCCACUACUAGCAGCCAUCUACUUUCUAAUGAUUCACGUCCUGCUCAUUCUGUGUUUUACAGGCCAUCUAUAGACUUAGUUGUUACUCUUUGGACUACUCCCCUCAGAACUUGGAAUUCUCUCACCUCUUAACAUCAGAAUUAUCAAUUCCAGUGGAACAGUCUUCCUGUUUACAGGUCUUCUCUCCAACUCUCCACGGAAAGUGCCUGCAAAAACAGAGGUGGAUACAAGGACAGGUUGGAACUGCAGGGACUGGCAAGUCUGCUUUCUUCUACUGCCCUGGGCCUGAACACUUCUGCUUAAUCUGGGAAUCACAGUUGGUUUGUUGAGCCUAAUAUUUGAGAUUUUGCAGGACCCUGAUCUUUUGUGGUCCUGUAAAAGAUACUGAGGAAUGUCUUUCAGCCAAGCCAAGAAGAUGGUUUCAAUAAACCUAAUAAUAUGAAGUCCAGUAUCAUUUUGAUUGAUAACUUUCUUUGCCUUGUUUGCAUGUAUUUUCUCCUGUUUCAGGGGGAAGGUGGCUUUUCCAUAGACAAAGUCCAGGGAAAUGAACACACCACCUCAUAGAACAUCUGAUUUAGGUCUCUCGCAGAAUAGGGUGAGAGCUGAAGGAAAUCUCCAGGGGUUUUAGCUAUUAGAUCACAGGGGAGGACAGCAUUAUCUUCCCUGCCAAUUUCAGACAUAAUUGGAGGGAGAAUUUCUGGUCCUGGAGUGUAAGGACAGAAUCCCCUUGCUUUUGCCGUUAAUCACAUGUACACUAAGGUAUUGAGUGGUCCACAUCUUUUCUUUCACCAAAAGGCAGUGAGAACUGUCUAUGUACAGCAGGUUCCAAUUCUUGUCAUUCCAGGAAUAUCUGGAUAUUCCUGGAAUGUGGGCCCUGAGACAGUGCCCAGGUGCCACCAAGAGCUGGUAUUAGGCAUUGACUGUCAGCCAAGAGUCUGACUGAUCUGACCACAUUGCAACUCCUGGCCUCUUGAAGCACUAAACUACUUUGCUGUUAGUGACAUUUAUUUCAGUUUCUCAGCCCCAUUGUCUCUGCCUUCUGUGGUAAUGGAAGGAGAAUAUAGAGAAGAUAAAAUGUUUAAAUAUAGACCCAAGAAGGACAGCCAGGAUUGAAUUCCAUUUGUGCCUAUUCCCUGCCUCCCCCCUCUCCCCCGUCCUAUCAGUUGGUUAUUUUCUCAUUGUGUAUGUGAUGUGUUCACUGCCUAUUCUCUCCCUAAGGAAGAGAGACCAGUGGGCUGACUGAUCUGCUUUAAAUUGUCUGUGGUGAUUAAAUCUUGGUCAUAACACCCUGGGAACUUUCCUGAACAACUGUAAAAUAAUAAAAUUAUUUUCAGAAUGAA